UACAUUUUUGAAAUUCAUAUCCACAAGCAAUUCUGGUAUCAUGUUGAGAAUUUUGACUGGUACUUCGGAGAGUUCCGAGACUUCUUGCGAUGAAGCGUGCUUUCAACAGCUCGAGACAGACACCAAACUCGGAUUUGCCCUCGAUACAGACUGUGAAAUUAAUGAGCGAACUCUGAAAAACAUCCCACGAACAUUUUUUCUAAGCGAGAGGUACUCUUGGGUUCUUUGGAGUCGGCGGAAAGACCUCGGGGAAGAGGGACGGAAUCUGGACUUAGCCUUGUCCUUGAUGAGUGACGUCACAUUCGCAGUGCUGAAUUCGAGUUCGGCCCAGCUGUAUGAUGUCUAUAAAGUCAACGGGCGUGAGGUGGGCGAUUUGAACAUAACCGACGCAGGCUAUUGGACCAAAGAGGAGAGAAUUCAAUGGAAGCUCACCCAAACUAGAUUGCAGAGAAGGAGGAGUAUGCACGGACUGAAAAUCUCCACCGUCAUGCUGUUAACCCGGUUCCCAACGUAUGAGGAUGAUCAGUUUUUGAACAAUUACUAUAAAAGAGAAUUGGACGCUGUCCCUCGACGAGAUUACCAAUUCUGGCUUUUGAUGGAAGAGCUGUACAAUUUCACGUCAAGUGUAGUAACGACUGAACUUUUUGGUUCUGUGGUAAAUGGAACAUUUGACGGUUUGAUCGGCAAAGUUCAGAGUGGAGAGGUGGACGUUGGUAUGUCAACCGUAUUUCAAACAAUCGAACGGAUGGAAGCAGUCAGUUUUGUGCACGUCCAUAUUGGCUACAGCAAUUUUAGGCCCGUUUUUAUAUUUUUGCGACCGAAGGACAAGCAUGAUAUUUGGGAUUUGACCGAGUCCUUCACAGGUCAAUUAUGGUUUGCCACUGGUGUUCUGCUUUUAUGCUUCAUCGCUGUUUUCCAUUGGUCAUCCUGUUUACACGACGACACGCAGAAUGAACGCAGCUCAUUGCUUUUUAUUGUUGCUGUCAUGUCUCAAAGAGGGCCUCCUUUCAAUGUUUUGUGUCUCUCUGGGCGUGUGUUGACUUUGAGCGCACUAAUUUUCGGCUACCUUCUGUUCACUUAUUUCAGCUCCGCUAUCAUAGUCAAACUUCUGUCUCCACCCAAGAAAAUCGACUAUGAUUUGGAGUUCUUAGUUGAAAGUGACCUGAGUGUUGGUGUAGAGAAUGUCAGUUACUACUACUUCUACUUCACGAGGUACCCUUUCAUGAUCUUACGGGAAAUAUAUAAAGAAAAGAUGAAAUCAAAGGCGGCUUUCAUACCAAUGGAGGAAGGACUUGCCAAAGUUCGGAGUGACCAGUAUGCAUUCGGUGGUGACAUGCGGAUUUUGUUUGCAGCGGCUGAGAAAAUGUUCACCGACAACGAGAAGUGUUCUUUGGAAGCCAUUGACAUGAUCGCCGUCAAUAUACCUCGCAGUAUCGCCAUUCCAAAAAACUCUCCGUACGAUGAGAUGUUAUCUGCAGGGUAUUUACUUUUCAUGGAGCGAGGGAUCACUCAUCGGCUGGAUCGUAUUUGGAGUUUUGGAAAACCGGCCUGUUUGGAGAGGGACUUCGUCCCGGUCGAGCUUCACGACAUUUUAUUCGCCUUCGUCGCUCUUGCGUUUGGAUUCGUGGUCGCCCUCUCUUCUUUACUCGUGGAGUUUUCGUGGAAGAAGAAAAUUCCGCUCGAUGUUCCUUCCUGGAGAAAAGCAAGACGCAAUGGUCACAGCCACCCUGAUCCGGAAAGAGGAAAUUACCUUCUUCCCACGCGCCGUAGAGAUAGAGCUUUCUAAGCUGUGUUGGUUCGGUACCAUGCAAUAUUGCCAUAUGUUUAUUGCAAUAUUGCAUGUCGCCAUAUUGGACAGUGACGUGGCGUAAUCUGCGAUACAUCGAUUGAAAUGCCGUUUAAACCUAUGGAAAAGGAUCGAU
Molecule: messenger RNA, 1922 nt
Organism: Bemisia tabaci
Lineage: Eukaryota; Metazoa; Arthropoda; Insecta; Hemiptera; Aleyrodidae
Product: ionotropic receptor 75a
Source: RefSeq, a predicted model, not a curated record